Tilletiaria anomala UBC 951 is the source of this 1170-nucleotide messenger RNA. Its product is annotated as NAD(P)-binding protein. Gene Ontology annotation, cellular component: cytosol. Gene Ontology annotation, molecular function: methylenetetrahydrofolate dehydrogenase (NAD+) activity; methylenetetrahydrofolate dehydrogenase (NADP+) activity. The record is from RefSeq and is a predicted model, not a curated record. The transcript is spliced from 3 exons. Gene Ontology annotation, biological process: purine nucleobase biosynthetic process. NCBI's taxonomy places the organism in Eukaryota, Fungi, Basidiomycota, Exobasidiomycetes, Georgefischeriales, Tilletiariaceae. The coding region runs from base 1 to 1170 and encodes 389 amino acids.
AUGCCUACACCCAUUGGCAAACUUUGGCAGGCAAGCAGCAUCGCCGAGCCGUUCCAGCAAGCGGUAAAGGACAGCAUUGCCAUGCGCGUCAGUGCAGGCAAGCGGCGGCCCAAGUUGGUCGGAAUCCUUGCUACCCGGUCCGAACCCAGCAUUGCUUACGCAGAAUGGACGCGAAAAGCAUGCGACAGCGUUGGCAUCGACUUUGCUAUAUGGAAGACAUGGGAGGACUCAGGGAAAGGCGAAGAAGUGGACGGCGCGGAGGUAAAGUCGCGCGAUCUGCAGGAUCUGAGCCUGGAAGCGGACGUAGAAGACCUAAUUAUCGCAGCGAAUGCUGAUUCGAAUGUGAAUGGUAUCAUGGUCUACUAUCCCAUUUUUGGCGGGCGGCGGGAUACGUACCUGCAGCAGAUUGUCGACCCACGAAAGGACGUCGAGGGCCUCCAUUUCAGCUAUUGCUGGAACAUGUAUCACAACGUGCGCUGGCUGCUGCCAUCUCAGGUCGGCAGGGCUCCUGGUACCUACACCGAGCUUGACGCCGCCGUGCCUGCUACUGCAUCGAAAAUUGCCGACGAGGUGCCGAAGGGAUUUGCCAAGAGCAUACUACCUUGCACUCCUCUCGCCGUUGUAAAGUGCAUGGAAGCAAUGGGCAUCUACGACUUCUCACUUCCUUACGGCGAUCGUCUCUACGGCAAGACUGUCACCGUGAUCAACCGGUCUGAGGUCGUGGGGCGACCGCUGGCAGCGUUGCUGGCCAAUGACGGCGCUCGAGUGUUCAGCAUUGACAUCGAUUCCAUUCAAGAAUUCAACAAGCGCCCAGAUUCUGAACCAAAGACCCACACCGCAUCGGCCAUCGUGCUCGCAGCGCGUGAGCAUAACGCGGCCCGCCGCCUACGACCGCAUCACAUCGUCCGCAUGUGCUCUCUUACCGCCGAAGAAUGCAUCGGGCGCUCUGACGUGGUCAUUGGGGGCGUACCGUCGGCUAGCUAUAAGGUGCGCACCGAGUGGAUCAAGGAAGGCGCGACAUGCAUCAACUUCAGCUCGGAGAAGAAUUUUGAGAAAGACGUUCGCACAAGAGCUGCUCAGUACCUUCCGGCCAUCGGAAAGACAACUAUUGCCAUGCUCCAGCGAAAUUUGGUGCGACUUCUCGAGUACAGAGACGUUCUUUCGCAGUGA